UGAUGUCAAACGUCAACUGUCAAGAACGUUGUAAUAUAAUUUGUAAACAGUUGAAAAUUGGAAAAUAUAAUGAGUGACCCAAAAAUGUUUUAAGGAUUAAUUUAUAAAUUGAUUUCCAUAAGUUAAUUGAUCUUUUCAAUGGGUAGAGAUCGCAGUCGACAUCGAAGCAAAGAUAGAAGUCGUAGUCGUAGUCGGGAACGACACAGGAGUCGCGAUAGAGAGAAGAGAGACCGUAGCAAAGAAAGGCAUCGUGCUAACAGCAGAGACAAAUAUACAGACAGAAGCCGCCACAAGGAAGAGAAACGAAAUCGCGAUAGGAGUCGCAGCAGGGAGCAGCCUGAUCGGGAUAGAGGACGUAGUUCUUUUCGACAAUUCAAUGGCGGGGGACUUGGUGGUGGUCUGGGCAGUGGUAAUACAAGUUCAGCCCCAAGAGGGCGCUACAAGCCUCAAGAGGAAGAGUUUCUAGAUGCCCGCAGAGAGGAACGGGAAAGAAUUGGUGAAGUUGGUGUUUCUUCAGUUUGGGGCAAAUCACCAUUGAGACCAGAUUCUGAAGAUGAGUUAGAAUCAAAUGCUUCAGAAAAGGGCAAAGACAAGAAAAAGAGUAAAAAAUCAAAAGAGGGCACAAAAGAAAAGUUGAAGAAGUUGAAGAAAAAAUUGAAAAAGAUAAAAAAAGCUCGCAAGAAGGCAAAGAAAAAAUCAAAAAGUUCAAGUGACGAUUCCAGCAGUAGUGAAGAGGAGGUGUGGGUGGAAAAAGGAAAAGAACAUGAGUUGGAAGUAACCAAACCAUCAAAAAGCAAAACAGAAGAGUUGGCCGAUGAGGUUAUAGGCCCCGCCCCUCGAGUGGGUCCUGCUCUCGGCCACAAGGACUUCGGUCGGGCGCUGCUGCCCGGCGAGGGGGCCGCUAUGGCCGCCUACGUCGCGGAGGGCAAGAGGAUCCCCCGGAGAGGAGAGAUUGGACUCACCUCUGAGGAAAUAGCAUCCUAUGAAUCGGUGGGAUAUGUAAUGAGCGGUAGCAGACAUCGUCGCAUGGAGGCGGUGCGCAUACGCAAGGAGAACCAGAUCUACUCGGCGGACGAGAAGCGAGCGCUGGCCGCCUUCAGCAAGGAGGAGCGCUCCAAGCGGGAGAACGCCAUCCUCGCGCAGUUCCGCGACGUGCUGCAGGCGCGCCAGCAGCACUAGCCGGUCCUCACCUUGCCUCACCAUCGACUCUACCUGCAACCGGACUUUACCUUUUUGUUUGUAGUGGGUAAAUCUUGCAAACAUACCCAAUACCGCUGGGGAAAAGGCCUAUCUAUGGGUUAUCGGAUUCCUGAGGAAAAAAAUUCCAUUUUGUUCUGUCGAGCCUCUUUGAUGAAGGGACCACACUGUUUGGAAUUCUUCUAUGACCCACGGGUCUUUACCUGAACUGAUUCUCCAAACCUCUUCCAUUUGUGACAGGAGCAGCUCAAUAAAAGCAUUAGCUCAUUCACAGCACAAUCCCACGAGCCUGCAGAUAGCACUAGUCCGCUAAUUAAUAAGGUUUUCUCUCACAUGUCACAUAGCCAGUCAGCAAUUGAUGAACUGGAAUAAAUUUCUAUUAUGAAUAGUGCAAAUGACUUUAAAUAACAAUGAAUGAAUAAUGAUAUUGUAUUAAGUGCAUUGUAUGUCAUUUGUAUUUGAGAAUCGUUUUACUUUUUAAUUAACUGAAACACAAAGCAAUGAAAGAAAAUAUAGCACAAUUAUUUAAUAAUUAGGCAUUAUACAAAGUGUAAUAAAAUUUGUUAAUAAUCCCAGACGGUUAUAAUCCUAUCAAAUGCUUUUUUGACCUGCUUAAUUAUCUAAUGUAAUAAUACAGUACAGUUCAUGGUUCACGUGCGAGUUUUGUAAGCAAUGUGUAAAUACGAAAUAAAUAAACAACAAUUUGCAAAAA
Messenger RNA from Zerene cesonia (dogface butterfly), 1909 nucleotides. Its product is annotated as NKAP family protein CG6066. Lineage: Eukaryota; Metazoa; Arthropoda; Insecta; Lepidoptera; Pieridae. The record is from RefSeq and is a predicted model, not a curated record. Bases 139 to 1179 code for a protein of 346 amino acids. Gene Ontology annotation, molecular function: chromatin binding. Gene Ontology annotation, cellular component: nucleus. The transcript is spliced from 5 exons. Gene Ontology annotation, biological process: regulation of gene expression.